Molecule: messenger RNA, 4856 nt
Organism: Arvicanthis niloticus (Nile rat)
Lineage: Eukaryota; Metazoa; Chordata; Mammalia; Rodentia; Muridae
Product: contactin-associated protein-like 3
Source: RefSeq, a predicted model, not a curated record
CUACCGCUCUCUUUUGAUAUUCCGGAGCCCAAAGAGAUCAUGGCCUGGGUCAAAGGAACAUUGCUGAAUGUUUUACUGCUGCUGCUGCUGCGGCUGCUGCUGCUGUCUGCUCAGACCCUGCCCCUAGUAGCAGCGGGAGAUCCACACAAUUGUGAUGUUCCUUUGGCUUCUUCUUUGCCCCAGUUAUCCUUCAGCAGCUCCUCACAGCUGUCCAGCAGCCAUGGCCCUGGCUUUGCAAGACUAAACCGAAGAGAUGGAGCUGGUGGAUGGACACCACUUGUGUCAAAUAAGUAUCAGUGGCUGCAGAUUGACCUUGGAGAACGAAUGGAGGUCACUGCUGUGGCCACCCAGGGGGGAUACGGGAGUUCUGACUGGGUGACCAGCUACCUCCUGAUGUUCAGUGAUGGUGGAAGGAACUGGAAGCAGUAUCAUCAAGAAGAAAGCAUCUCGGGAUUUUCAGGAAACACAAACGCAGACAGUGUGGUACAGUAUAGUCUCCAGCCCUCCUUCCACACCAGGUUCCUGCGCUUUCUCCCCUUAGCCUGGAACCCCAAGGGCAGGAUUGGAAUGCGGAUAGAAGUAUAUGGGUGUUCAUACAAAUCUGAGGUGGUUUAUUUUGAUGGACAAAGUUCUCUGCUCUACAAAUUUGAUAACGGAGCCAUAAGACCAAUAAGAGAGGUUAUUUCUUUGAAAUUUAAAGCCAUGCAGAACAGCGGGAUUAUAUUCCAUAAAAAAGGACAACAUGGGACUCACAUUGUUUUGGAGUUAAUCAAAGGAAAGCUUGUUGUUUAUCUUAAUUCAGGCAAUGGAAACCUGCCCCCUGUUGGUUCUAUCAUGAACUUCACCCUAGGCAGCCUUCUGGAUGACCUGCACUGGCAUUCUGUGCUCAUUGAGCUCCAAAACAUGCAUGUGAACUUCACCCUGGACAAACACAUGCAUCAUGUACAUGUGAACAAGGAAUCCAGUUACUUGGAUCUUAAUUUUGAGAUCAGCUUUGGAGAAAUUCUGAUGCCUGGAGGGCAUUUCCUGACAUUCCCACAUAAAAGUUUUCAUGGAUGUUUAGAAAAUAUUUAUUUUAAUGGAGUCAAUAUUAUUAAAUUAGCCAAGAAACACGAACCACAAAUCUUAAUUAAGGGAAAUGUGUCCUUCACAUGCCCACAACCACAGACAGUUCCAGUGACUUUUCUGAGUUCUGGGAGUUACCUGGCUUUGCCAGGCAGUUUAAGGGAAGAUAAAAUGUCCCUUGCUUUUGAGCUCCGAACGUGGAACAAGGAAGGAUAUGUGUUUUUUAGCCAACUGGGGCAUGGUUCAGGAAGUUUGGUCCUGUUUCUUAAGAGUGGAAAACUCAUUCUGAGCCUUUCUGAGCCAGGUCAACCCUUGAAGAACAUCACGACAGGUGUCGUACUGAAUGACGGGCUGUGGCACUCAGUUUCUUUGUCUGCUCAGGGCAGCUACCUAAGUCUCACGGUAGAUGGAGACUCCUCUGCUCAGACUCUGUCUGUAUGGAUUCAUUCAGGCAAUACUUACUAUUUUGGAGGUUGUCCUGACAACAGCUCUAGCUUUGGAUGUGACAGUUCUUUUGGAGGCUUCCAGGGCUGCCUGAGGCUCAUCUCCAUUGGUGACAAAGUGGUAGAUCCAAUUGCAGUACAGCAGGGAGUGCUGGGGGGCUUCAGUGACCUCCAGAUAGACUCCUGUGGCAUCAUAGACCGGUGUUUGCCCAGCUACUGUGAGCAUGGGAGUAGAUGUACCCAGUCAUGGGAUACCUUCUCCUGUGACUGUGAAGGCACGGGCUACACUGGAACAACCUGCCAUUCCUCCAUCUAUGAACAGUCUUGUGAAGCCCACAGGCACAGAGGGAGCCCUUCUGGACUUUACUACAUUGAUGUAGAUGGAAGUGGACCACUGAUGCCGUUUCUUGUGUACUGCAAUAUGACAGCAGACACAGCAUGGACUGUUGUUCAUCAUGGAGGGCCCGAUGUAGUGACGGUCAGAGGUGGCCCAGAAGGACACAUGCGUUCUGCAGCCUUCUCCUAUGCUGCCAGUGCAGCACAGCUGCAUGCUGUGGUAGAUGUUGCAGAUCACUGUGAGCAGCAGGUGGACCUACAAUGCAGGACCUCAGCAUCCUCAAAUACAGAAGAUGGAACCUCACUGAGCUGGUGGGUUGGAAGAACCAAUGAAACAUACACUUACUGGGGAGGUUCUCUGCCUGAUCCUCAAAAGUGUACUUGUGGAUUAGAAGGGACCUGCAUUGAUUCUCAAUACCACUGCAACUGUGAUGCUGACCUCAGUGAAUGGACCAGUGGCACAAUAGUCCUUUCUCAUAAGGAGCACCUGCCUGUCACUGAGAUGGUGGUGACAGACACAGGCCGACCACACUCUGAAGCUGCUUAUACACUGGGGCCUUUGCUUUGCCAGGGAGACAAGUCAUUUUGGAAUUCAGCUUCCUUUAACACUGAGGCUUCAUACCUUCAUUUCCCAACCUUCCAUGGAGAGCUCACUGCUGAUGUGCACUUCCUUUUUAAGACCACCAUUUCCUCUGGUGUAUUCAUGGAGAAUCUGGGAAUCACUGACUUCAUCAGAAUAGAGCUGCGUGCUCCCACAGAAGUGACCUUUUCUUUUGAUGUUGGGAAUGGACCUUGUGAGCUCACUAUACAGUCACCAACUCCCUUUAAUGACAACCGGUGGCAUCAAGUAAGGGCAGAAAGGAAUGUUAAGGGAGCGGCUCUCCAGGUAGAUCAGCUCCCUCAGAAGACACAGCCCACUCUUGCUGAUGGACAUGUUCGACUACAACUCAACAGCCAGCUCUUCAUUGGGGGGACGGCCAGCAGGCAGAAGGGCUUCCUGGGAUGUAUCCGGUCCCUUCAGGUGAAUGGAAUGACACUGGACUUAGAGGGAAGGGCUGUAAUGACACCAGGAGUGGAGCCAGGAUGCUCAGGUCACUGCAGCAGCUAUGGACACCUGUGUCGCAAUGGAGGAAAGUGUCUAGAGAAACACAGAGGGAUUGCUUGUGACUGUGCCUUCUCUGCCUACGAUGGACCACUGUGCUCACAUGAAAUUUCUGCAUAUUUUGAAAUGGGUUCUUCAGUGACCUAUAAUUUCCAAGAACAUUCCCCCCUGAGUGAAAACACCAGCUCCCUGGCUUCUUCAUUGCAUGGGGAUGUCAUACUGUCCAGAGAAACCAUCACACUGAGCUUCCGAACCACACAGACACCAUGCUUAUUGCUUUAUGUGAGCUCUUUCUAUGAGGAAUACCUUUCAGUUAUCCUGGCCAACAAUGGAAGUUUACAGGUGAGGUACAAGCUGGACAGACAUCGGAAUGCAGAUGCUUUCAACUUUGACCUUAGAAACUUAGCAGACGGUCACUUUCACCAGCUGAUGAUUAACAGAGAAGAAGCAGUAGUCUCUGUAGAGGUUAACCAGAGUACAAAGAGACAAGUCAUCUUGUCCUCAGGGACUGAAUUCAAUGCUGUCAAAUCACUCAUAUUGGGAAAGGUUUUAGAACCGCUGGAUACUGACCCUGAAAUGCAGCAGGCCGCUGCUCAGGGCUUCACAGGCUGCCUCUCUUCUGUGAGAUUUGGCUUGGAAGUCCCACUGAAGGCUGCACUGAACCAGGACCUGGCCAGAGUCACUAUUCAAGGCGGUGUGGCUGCUGCAGCUCAUUGUGCAGAGGGCCCUGGCUCUGCAGUGAGAAAACUGUCGCCAGUGCCCUCUCUGGGUGCAGGUCAUUCUGGAUCCGCAGAAGAUAGACGGCCUCUUUCUAACACAAACAGGAGUGACCCUGGGGUCAUCGGAGGAAUAACAGCAGUUGUGAUAUUUAUUUUGCUCUGUGUGUCUGCCAUAGCCAUACGGGUUCAUCAACAGAAAAGAUUACGCCAAAAAAAUGAGUCAACACUCUCAAAAACUGAAGAGUGCUAAGACUGCUCUCAAAAGUGAAAUAUGAGUUGAAACAGAAGCAGUCCUCUUAGGUGGCUAUAGCUGGUUUUCCUCUUGACAAUCCCAUUCUUCCUGUGCCAGAGAGUGGCCAGCACCAGUUUACAGAGGACUAACAGUCUCAGUCUCCAGGAGGCUAAGCUGUUUUCCUCAGCAAAACUCCCCUCCUAGCAAUUUACUAGCAAGGGAAUGGGGUCAUUAAUCAUGGUGGAGUAGUUUCCCCAGGUAGAAUGCUCUUUUCCAAAUAGGGCUUUAAUUUGUGUAAUGGUUAUGAAUUUUUAGCUGAAAAACUAAGUAGCCAUCAAGUUAUGAUCCUGCUUAGAAAAUGGGACAGAACUUUUAUUCAGAUAAAAUUAAAACAGUUGUUGGCUGGUUGGUUUUGGUUAUUGUUGUUAUUGUUGUUGUUACUUGAAAGCUUAUCUGGGAUCUCUUUGUUGUUCUUCUGUCGACAUGUAUAAAAUAGAGCUAGUUAGCCUGCAUCUCCAUGGUCUUGGAAUGCAGGGUCAAGUGCCCUGUUUUUAAAAAAAAAAAAUGACAGCAACUUUCCUGUUUGCUGGCCAAUACAAAGAGAGGCCUGGAAAUAUUUUUGGUGUGUUGCUUUUUUCUAGUUGACUGUUUCUAAUAAUUUUGAUAAAUUUCAAAGUUGAAACUGGUAUUGAAUGUUAUGAAAUUUUAAUGUUGGUUUUUGUAGUGGGACAGAAAAUUAAUAGGUAACAAGAUGUAUGCCUAGUGAAUAGCCACUAAAAAAGGAUGCUGUCUUCUUUGUAAUUUGUAAUUACAGGUUUUUAUAAAUUAUGAUCAUGUUUUAAACUAAAUUUAUAGCCAUGUAUACUGUUUCUUACUCAAGAACACCCAAGUCAAAUAUAACCUUGAACUUAUUUACUCCCAAUUAUUGAAAGAAUCUGUCAGCUUUUCUUUAUUAUUCU